AUGCCUUCUCGAAGCGUGCGUUACCGUUGGCCACCAGCGCCAUGCGUGGAGGAGGAACCCACCUCGCUCGCUCGAGAAUUACAUGGCUCUACUAAGAAGGGCGAAGAGCCUGAUGCAGAGGGUAUUAGCCGCCGAGGGGAACUCGAUCAAUACCCUAUUAUUAUCUCUCCGGACUCUCCUCUCCCAGAUCUAACCACUCCACCCGGUGCAUCAAGCAUCCCAGGACUGGGUAGUGCUUCUUCCGACGACAAUAGCUCUGGCCCUCGUACUCCUCCUCCACAAAUCCCAGAACAAACAGUUGUUCGUAUGACUAGCUCUAAAAAGAGAGAAUCAGCUAGAUCUACCGCGUCAUCGGACUCGAGCAGGUCUCGAAGUCGAGCGCCGCAAGCUCACCAGCAGUCUGGCCAAGCUCAACAGCCUGCUCGCCAACCCCGUCCACGUUCCCAAUCCAGAGGUCGCGAUCGUCCAAGAAACGAGCCAAGCUACUUCCCUCCAAUCACCUACGAAAGCUCAGUUCCUCAACAAAGCACUCGAGGUCGUUCCUAUGAAGAGGUUAGCUCGGCUCCACAGAAGCCAACAAUGAACCGCUCAAACAGCGUACGCAAUGGAACAUCCACAGGGCACAUUGCUCCAAGCAGACCACGCCCAGAGCUACGUCCUGCGUCUCAGUCUGACUCUACCUUAAUAAGAGGAAGAGAAUCUUCUCAUAUUGCCUCACCGCCCAUUCCACCUCUCCGAGUCAGGAAGGGCCUAGACACUUCCGGUCCCACUCCCACUCUUGCCGAAAGAUUGGAAGAGAAGCUCAGAUUGAGGCAGGAGCUUCGAGAAAUUGCCUCUGACUCAGAGACUGAGUCACCAAAGCGCAGGACCAAGUCUAUUAGUCCAAAGACUGUUCAUGCAGUUCCUGUACCAGUUCCGGUUCCGGUUCCAGCACUAGCACCAAACCCUCCGCCUGUUGAAUUUCUUCAUCGCGUUCCAAGCCACAUGUCACAGGAGCCUCAGCAACGCCCACCGACAACACGAGGCAGAGCGAGCACAAUGAGCGCCGUACCACAACCCAUACUGCGCUCAGCAUCAAAAGCCCCCGGUGCUUCAAAGUCCUUUUCAUCCGAUGAAGCCCAAGCCAGCUCCAGCCGUCCUCGCCGGAACAACUCUGUCAAGUUUCAAGACCAACUUCCACAGAGACACAUCCUACCCCAACCAGCACCUGUUCAAAAAGCAACUUCACCACAGCGCGCCAUAAGCCCGAAUGGUUUAUUCGUAUCGCCCUGCCCACGCUCAAUCCCGAUAUCAGGCCAACAAGAAUGGUACACUCUAAAGGGCCUCACACACCUCGACAUCUGUCCUUCAUGCAUGGAUCAAGUCUCAAACUCUCGCUUCCGCGACUUCUUCAUCAAGAGUCCACCCAAGUCCCCAGGCCAGAAAAUCCGGUGCGCCUUCGCAAAUGCCUGGGCCCGUCUCGCCUGGACCCAAAUGAUCAAAAAGCAACACGACAGUCUCGAGGUCCUCUACCAGAUGACCCGCCCACCACCAGGCAGCAGACCCUGCCCCGGCCGCGUUGUAGCAAAUCAAGCCUGGCACCGCGUUGUCGACCCAGAAACAGGAAGUUAUCUGCCCCGCUUCCAUGUCUGCGGUAGCUGCGCUAGAAACGUUCGAAUCCUCAUGCCCUCCCACCGCGAUACCUUCGAGCCCUGCCCUGAUAUCCAAGAGAGCCUCUGCGACUUCGUCACUACCAGCCCUCGCUUUGUGCAGUACAUCGAUCUACUCGACAGCGCUGCCAGUCGCGCUGAGCCAUCACGUCGCCCAGACACACGGGACUUCCUCUCGUACGCCCGACGCAAGUGUGUCCUCCGCGACUGUCGCCGUGAUAGACCUACCAAGGGUGCUUGGCACUAUAUUGCUGCUCUACCGGAGUUCAGUGCCUGUGAAGACUGCUAUGAUGAGGUAAUCUGGCCUCUUGCAAAAGCGCAUCAUCCCAUUGCUAGGUCUUUCUCAGCUUCCAUGCAUUACUUACCCGGGGACACGCCGAAAAAGUGCCACGAUGCGAGUUGUCAGCUUUAUUCACCACGGAUGAGAGCCAGAUUCCGGGAGGCUGUUGCGAACAAUGACUUUGGUGGAUUGAAGGCGGCUACUCUCAGGCGAUUUGAGGCCGAGAGAAGAUUUCGGGAUCGCAGAGAGGAAUUGCUUAUUGCUGAGGAGAGAGGGUAUGAUUGUGAAGGGGAGUUGAAGAAAGCUGUUGAGGAGUGGAGACGGUGGGAGUGA
Messenger RNA from Penicillium angulare, 2262 nucleotides. RefSeq lists its product as uncharacterized. NCBI's taxonomy places the organism in Eukaryota, Fungi, Ascomycota, Eurotiomycetes, Eurotiales, Aspergillaceae. The record is from RefSeq and is a predicted model, not a curated record. The coding region runs from base 1 to 2262 and encodes 753 amino acids. The transcript has a single exon.